UCUAUUUUUGCAUUGCAACACUACUUCAAAUGUCAAAGUUGACUGUCAGAUUGAAGUCAUCAUACGCGCUGCGCGUUGUAGCUAUUUUUGUUGAUUUUUAACUUUUUAACAACGUUUAUUGUUAGGAAUAGCAUUUACAUGUGUUAUUUAGACAUAUUUCUUUUUAUUAAACUCAACAUAUGGUGCUAAACUUGCUCUAGUAACAGUUGCAACAGCGAAAACGAAUCGUCAUUGUUGUUGGUGCAAAUAUUUUUAAUAUUAUAAGUGGCUAUAGGCUUUGUGGUUCAAUAUGUGUUCAAAAUAGUAAUAAUAUUUUACGAUAAAUCUUACAAACGCUAUUUUAAAGAGUGAAACUAUUGUUAAACGUGGACGGAUCUACUUUGCCAUAAUAAGAUGGAAUAUGUACAAAACCCUGCAAUAAAGAGGCCAACACACAUGUUAGAGAGUAAGCGACAACGAGACAACAUGAAUAACGAAAUGUCUUCAAGCUCCAGUGAAAACGGCACUCCUACACAUGACCCCAUUGCGAAGUUCAAUAAGUUCUACAAAUCUCAGUACAACGAUGCUGCUGUAUCUGAUAACGAAAUCCUCGAGGCACCAAGGAAAACAAACAUGUCCAGAGGUCACUUCAAAAGCAUGGGAAACAUCAACGAGAACUUCAGAGCAAAAGACUUCAAUCGCAACAUGAAAUCUGUACAAAAUAGCAUAAGCAACAUAGACUUAAGUCUGCACCGGGAGGAAAUUAAAAAGUAUGAGUCGUUACAAAUUCCUAUCGUUGGUUAUGAGGUUAUGGAGGAACGAGCAAGGUUUACUAUAUACAAGUUGAAAGUAGAAGAUGAUAAACGGGAUCAAUCCUGGCUUGUGUUCCGUCGUUAUACAGACUUUGUGAGGUUGUACUCCAGAAUCAAAGCUGAGCAGCCGAAUUUGAUGCUUCCAUUACCAGGUAAGCGUUGGUUUAGAGAUAACUUUGAACCUGCAUUCCUAGAAGAACGAGUGAGAGGCUUACAAAUCUUCGUGAAUGCUAUUUUGAGUAAGCUACCAAAUCAUCCCGUUGUCCGUGAGUUUUUCUGCAUGGAUGAGCCUCCACAAGUAUUUAGUUAUCAACCGGAGGUCCAAGCUGUAUACGGGGCCUUAGAGGACUCGAUAACGACUCUGAAAAUGCAAUUGAAGCAGAAAGAUGCAACGAUUAUGCAUUUGCAGAAACGUUUAGCUCAGCUUGAGGGUGUAGUGAAGAAUUGUCAAAGUUGCAGUACAAAUUCAAACAUGAACUCAAUGUGAUUCAAAGUGAUUUAAAUUCAAAAUGUAUUACUUUAGUUUAUUUUCAACUGAAAUGUAAUGAGAGUCAUUCCAUGCAUGAUUCUAACAAUAUUAACAUUGGUGCUAAUUACUCUAGACCAUCUAAUUUUAUUUUAAGUUAUACCUGAUCUUUUCUUAUCCGCCGAAAAGGAAAGGACGGGCAUAAAAUUUAUGUAACACGUCAAUUUUAGGCACAAAUCUAAAACAACCCGCAACGUUUUACAUUCGACACUAAAAGAAAUAUAUUGUUCAUUCAUUCACUCAUUCAUUUUAAAAUUAACAGCUGUCAAUGAUCUGCCCCUUUUCUUUUCGGCGGAUAAGAAAAUGACAGGUAUAACUUAAAAUAAAAUUAGAUCGUGCCUGCGAGAAUUAGCACUAUUAUCGAUAUAUCCUUAGCUUAAUAACAGGACAGAAAUAUAGUAAAUAAACAUAGUGAGAAAGAGACAAGAGAUAUGUCACUCCAACCAGUUAACAGUGGCAGCCCUAGUGACAAAGACACUGGCUCAUUUUUUUAUGUCAAAUUGUUCUUUCGUGUACUCUGAUCAUGUCUGCCUAAAGGUAAUAGAAAUAAAGCUCUUUUUACAUAUUUUUUCCAAUGUAGGAACUUUCCCGAAAAUGGUACAUCACUGUAGACUACCCUUACCCCGAUAUCGACCCCGCUGGCGUGGUCGACGAUUUCCCUCAUUCAGCGCUUAUCGCUAUCGACCCACUAGGGUCGAUUAAUCCUUUCAAAUAUUCUUCCGCUCAGACGACGCCCUGAUCCGAGGUUCGCGCCCAACUGUUGUACCGGGUGAGAGCCUUCAGCGCUCCCCAUUUGUCCUGCUAGUAAGUAGUUAACUAGGUAUAUUUCGGUGGACGUAAACUAAUCGAAAAAAACUGUAUUGUGAGGCCUCGCACCACCUAAAUAUUUUGCUAGGGACGCCACUGUUGAGAGUCUGUCCGUUUCUCAAGUAAGAAGUGAUGAGUAAUACAAAAGUAUCGUAAUUAUUGAAGAUCGUUGAUCUUUAUUUUUUGUUCUGUAUGUAGAGCACAGUUCUCUCUAAUAAAUAUUAAAAUAUGUAAAUUAUUUAUAAGAAAGCAAUAAUUAGUGCAUUUUAUUUGGUAGCUGUGCUAAUGUUAAAUUUAUUUUAAGUUUACAAGUGAAUGUGUGUGCUACUUUGUAGACCUACUUGAUUUUGGGUGAAUUUUUGUGAUUCCGGUGGACAUAAUUCAGUGGCGAUUUUUUUUCAUGUAUUUCUAAAGUGUUCGUUACAAAUAAGUAUCUAAAAUGACGAUACGACCAGUGCUGCCAAUGUAAAAUUUUAAGUUCCCUUUCGCAACAGGCUUAAUUCCCCGAAUUUCCCCACAACUUUUAGGCUAAUUCUUCGCCGUGAUAAUUACAUAGAAAUAGGACAAAUAUAUAUAUGUAUUACAUGAAGGCAAGAGGGAAACCACUGCCCUAUUUUUCCCUAUAAAAGUAGCAUGGAAAAUGCUGCACCGACAAGAGCGUGGCUCUUAAAUUGAUGAUGAUAUAUUACAUAAUUCUUCUAAGUGACAAAUACAACUUAAAAAACAAAGCUUAUGAACUAAACUAUUAAGUGCGCAUUACUUUUUCCAAAUUUUUGCCUUCAGCAUGUUACUGCUGGGUUGAAACGUUAAUCAUUUUCCUGCAUUAGAUAUCCCUUGCCCUUAUUAUUGCAACAAUGGUAUUGUUAAGACUUCCUCAAUAUUCAUAUUCAUUUAUUGCAUGUCACAAACAUAAAUUAAGCUGGAACAUAGUAAAAAGGUACAUGUGGCGCCCUGCAAGGCACGGCAAUAUAAAAGAGGCGACACUAGGUGCCUUAUUAUAAUAAUAUACUUGAAAAAUACAGAAAACACAUUUAUUGACCCAUUGUCAAAUUUUUCGUGAAUUAACCAAACCCUGCCUUGUCCCCGCACUACCCCUCCAUACCCCGCAAAUCGGCAAAUUCCCCGCCAAUUGGCAGCACUACAUAAGGGUUGACCUACCUGCGCAAUCCUUGUGUUGUAUUGUUGAAGAAAUAUUUGGGCCACCGAAUUUACGGUAAAUUUACCCUUUUGUUAUUAUGGCAACACUAAAAACAUACCCCGUUUUUCAUUGUUAAACAAAGUAGGUGCAGGUUAGUUUGAAAGAAUAUAAAUAAGACGAGUGUCGAAAAAAUGUUUUUUAUAAUUAAUCUGAUAAAUGUACAAGCAAUAUCGAUGUGUGUGCCUUAGAUAAUAAUGUGUAAUGUAAUAAAUAAAUGCAUUGGCAGCCUUAUAAAUAUAACUUUGAAGACUUUUUCGUGCUGGUAACAUUGAAAAAAGUUUGUGCGUUGUAAUUGGCUAGUAUAAAUCAAUGUUGCCAGGUGAGAUUCGUAAAAAAGAUUUAGAUAUAUAUACUUAUAUAUAUAGUCACUGGAAAGGCAAAAUUACAUGAGCGCCGGUAAAUCCUAAAACAGCAGUUCAUGUUAUAAUAUGUAUUGCUAGAUAUAGAAAAUGGAAAAAUAAUGGUGCUGAUUCUAGAAUACACCAUCUCCCUAGUAUUAUCCCGUUUUUCACAGGGUCAACUUCCGUAACCUGAAGAUUUGACAGGACGGGUUUUUUUACAGAAGCGACUGCCUGUCUGACCUUCCAAGCCGCGAAGGGAAAACCAGUCCAAUACAGGUUAGGUCAUAUACCGAAAAUGCAUUUCACGGGUAUGUAUGUGGGUUUCCUCACGGUGUUUUCCUUCACCCCUGUUUUCACGACGUUUUCUAGAACACACCAUCUAAUUUUUUUUAAGUUAUACCUGUCAUUUUCUUAUCCGCCGAAAAGGAAAGGGACGGAUAAUUGACAGGCAUAAAAUUUAUAGAACACACGUCAAUUUUAGGCAGAAAUUAAAAAAAAACCCUUUCCAGUGACAAUAUAGACGAUGUAUAUUUGGGACCAUAGUACAAAAUAUAUUUCAGUUGAAUGAAGUAAUCUUAGUAAGCUAUAAGAUUAUUUUCUGUCAUAUUUUUGCAUUUAAAUGUAACAACAAUUUUCUGAGUAUAGCCUUCAAUAUUAGUGUUGAUUUUGACGUUCGAAACUUUAUUUUAUUUUGACAGCUCUAGAUGUUAAUGCCUUCUCUUUUAUUUGUUUCAUAAAUGUCCUCCUAGGUCUAUCCCUCCCUCAAAUAAAAGAAAAGGUGCAGAUCGUGUCGUAUCAGGAGGUGAAGGUUUUGGCGGGAAGAAGAGAGGAAUGGCGAUUACUCCACCGACAAGAGCGCAGCUCUUAAAUAAAGAGAAAGAGGUGUAAUGCCAUCCCUUUCUUACAUUGAGUGCAAGAAAGUGAUAGAGCUAGUUUUGGAACUGUCAAAUUGGAAUAAAGUUUGCAUGGGUGGAUACGGGGGGGGGGGGGGGGGUGACUUCCCCCAGGGCGACAGGUUGGGUCAUGGGUGGCCUCAGCAAUUAAUGUUAUCUAAUCCUCAAUGGAGUUAGGUUGUCUGGGUCAUGGGUGGCCUCAGCAAUUAAUGUUAUCUAAUCCUCAACGGAGUUAGGUUGUCUGCGACCUGGUUACACCCCCACCCCCCGGCAUAAAAGCUGGAUCCGCUCCUGAAAGUUUGGUGCUGAUACCAGUACAUACCAUCUAAUUUUAUUUCAAGUUAUACCUGUCAUUUUCUUAUCCGCCGAAUAAGAGGGAUGUAAUCGACAGGCAUAAUUUAUGGAACACACGUCAAUUUUAGGCAGAAAUUUUAACAACCCUCCAAAAGGUUACAUAGGCCAAUAACCCGACAUAAAUACACAUUGACAGUACACGUCAAACGGGUUGCAUACCAGCGAGAUGCCUAUUUGAUUCGCCAGGGUUAUUCAUUCAUUCACUCAUUCAUUUUAAUAUAAACGGCUGUCAGACACACGUCCCUUUCCUUUCCGGCGGAUAAGAAAAUGACAGGUAUAACUUAAAAUAAAAUUAAGAGGUGUGUUCAGGAAUCAGGAUAUUUCGUGUAGAUUUAAUUUAACCAUUACGAUGGUGUUAUAGUGAGUUUCAAUAUUUACAAGUUGUUUUCUAUACUAAAAGUAUAAAAAUGUACCUUUGUGUAAUUUUUAAGUGUUAUAAAUAAAAAGUA
Molecule: messenger RNA, 5359 nt
Organism: Pectinophora gossypiella (pink bollworm)
Lineage: Eukaryota; Metazoa; Arthropoda; Insecta; Lepidoptera; Gelechiidae
Gene: Snx16
Product: sorting nexin-16
Exons: 2
Coding region: 394-1278 (294 amino acids)
Biological process (GO): protein targeting to lysosome; early endosome to late endosome transport; endosome to lysosome transport
Cellular component (GO): extrinsic component of endosome membrane; early endosome; late endosome
Molecular function (GO): phosphatidylinositol binding
Source: RefSeq, a predicted model, not a curated record